AUCAGACAAUCGGGGCAUAUCCUAGCGUUAUGCCCCCUUUGUCUGUGAUGGGAAAACCCCUUUAAAUUUCAGUGUUAAGCCUCAUUCACACAGUCAGUGUUUUGGUCAGUGAUUUUCCAUCAGGGAUUGUGAGCUAAACCCAGGAGUGGAGCCUCCACAGACCUGAGGUAUAAGGGAAAGAGCUGCACCUGGUUUGGGCUCAAAGUCACUGCUUGAAAUCACUGACUGAACACUGACAUGUGGAUGAGGCCUUAUAGAGGGAGCUCACCUCACUUUCAUGAAGGCUCUAUGGCCUCUUUCACACGGACGAUAUGGAUUCUAUAUACUGACUUCAUACAUGUAUUAUUGAUAUAUGUUUCUCAUGGCAACACUGCGGAGGGGGGGAGGAGUCGCUGAUUGGCCACCAUAAUCACAUGACAUCACUAGAGCACCAUCUCGUCAUGUGACCAGAGGCAGCCACUAGAGCAGCGGUCAGCAUCAACCAUUUCAUGCUGGGAGUUGUAGUUUUCCAACAGCUGGGAUGUGGGAGGUUGCUGACCAUUGCUCUAGAGUCUGAGCUCCUUGGGCAAAUUAUACACCCCUGUAAAUCACAGUUUGAUUUAAUGAGGGCCCCAUAGCUGACCCCCCCUCCAAAUAUAUAUCCAAGUAUAUGUCAUUCCCACUAUGGGAAAAUAGCCGAAGGUGGAGUCUGACCCACCUACCCGCUCUCCUGGCCGUUCAGUACAAGAAAGAUGUCACUGCUGCUACAGUGUAGAAACCAUACUGUAACGAGGGAUGCCCCCUGUAGAUCGUGCCUGGCUGUGACCACUGCCUGCCUCUCAGUAUUGUUCUCACCGUAUCCCCCUCCCCAGAUGGCUUAAAGAGCUUAGUGCGUCCUCCUUGCUGGGUGAUAAUGCAAACAGACUUAUCGCCUGCCAUGAUAACCCACCUGCCUGUCUCUCUGCAUCAGCCGGCCAGACGACAGCACUCCUCCUCCACCACGGACUUCACUUACUGACAGAAGUCCUCAGAAAGUCACCUUUGACACCUUGUGAGGUGGUUUCCCGUGGACCCUGGUCAUUCCGGAUCACGAAGGAAGUUCUGAAUGAAAUGUCCCCAUUGGUCUCUCCUAUGUCCAGUCUUGACAUGGUGCUGCGGCCAGUGAUCGGCUUGAUUGGUCAUCUCGUGCCAUUUCCUGUAUGAUGAGACCUGACCAGGAAGUAGGGACCAGAUGUCCUGCCCCCAAAAAACAUGGAAUUAGGAAAGGGUAAACUUCUCAGAAGCGGCCUCAACGCCUUGUACCAAGCCAUACAUCCGAUACAUGGCUUAGCCUGGACAGACGGCAAACAGGUUAUUCUAACAUCCUUGGACCUUCAUAAUGAAGACCCCAAGUUUGGCAACUCUGUAGUGAUUGGGCAAUUUGAACACGUUCACGGCCUCUUCUGGGGUACAGCUCAUGCCAAUGACCUACCCGCUCUCCUGGCUGUUCAACACAAGAAACAUGUCACUGUCUGGCAGCUGUAUUACAACAGUUCAGAGAAGAACAAGUUGGUGGUUUCUCAGACUUGCGAAGUCGGGGACCCCCUGCCCGUUCUACCACAGGGCUGCGUGUGGCAUCCAAACAAAGACAUCUUGGUUAUUUUAACCAAACGCGAUGUGUCUGUCUUGUAUUCCGUGCGCUCGGACAAUUCUAGUGUUAAGGCGGACAUUAAAAGCACAGGGGUUGUCCAUUGCGCUUGCUGGACAGAGGAUGGAAGUCGGUUGGUUGUCGCCAUCAGUAGCGCACUUUACUCCUAUAUUUGGGACGAGAAGCACAAAAUGUUAAAUCCCUGUACUUUUUGCCCUAUAUUUGACAUCGGUGGAUACAUUUGUGCAAUUGAAUCAACAGUUGACUCUCAGGUGGCUGUUGCCACCGAGCUUCCCCUAGACAGGUUAUGUGCAUUGAAUGCCGGCAUUGCAUUCGACGUUCCAGCAACCUCCCAAAUAACUCCCUCCGCCCAACCAGCCUUGCUGCUCAUGGAUGAAGAAUUCUCUCUAGAUGUGGGGCGAAAAUCAACUGAUUCCGGCACUACCAUCUCCACAGAUUCCCCAGUUACUUCCCCUGGGACUGUUGACCUAACACACAUUAUGAUCAACCACUCAAAAUCUGACGCGAGCCCACUUCUUAACUUGAAACCCAAGGACUACAUAACAGGAAGUGGUCAAGACUCCUCACAUCUGAUCCUUGUGACCUUCGAGAAGAAAGUGACGUCCACCCGGAAAGUUAGCAUCCCAGGUAUUCUAGUCCCGGACAUCUUGGCAUUUGAUCCUGGUGCACAUAUCGUUGCCGUUGCUUCGAACAUGUGUAGCCACGUUCUAGUUUAUUCGUUGACUUCUACAAACAUGCCCAAUAUUCAGCAAAUCCAACUGGAGAAGAAUGAGAGGCCUAAAGGCUUGUACUUCCUGACAGAAAAGAUGUUGUUAGUGUUGGUUGGGAGGCAGAAGACGUGUGACCCAGUGUUUCUCCCUUCUUCUAGCUCUGAUAAAUACAUAAUCCGUUUGAUGGUGAAGGAGGUUAUGUUUGAUGAAGACUCUGAGAUUCCGAGUGCACACUCGAGCUUCGACUCUUCAGCUAUAUUACAUGGGAGGAAGAAGUAUGUGGACUCAUACAAAUAUGAGCAGUCUCCUGCUUGUCGUGAACUUUUGAUCCCAGGAAGUUCCUCGGGACGUCCAUCUUCAAGUAAAAAGCGACUCAUAGAAGAGAUUCGUAGCUAUAACUGCGAUCAAAGCCCAACAUCCAGCGCUAGUGAUUUUGAGGAGAAAAAGACUACAAUGACUUUACACCACUUAGACGUCGAACCGAAAAAUAGGUCUGUAAUGCUAGGUUUAGAGACACAUCGUAAGCCUUCCAGCAGACCAACAUCUCCAAAACUGCAAUCCCAGGCGUGCAACAACCUGACAAGGAACACCACUGCUGUCCCGGACCAUGAUUUCCUUCACGUGUCCUGGAAUCUAGAGCGACUUUGCUGCAACAUGUCCAAUCUACAGCAACGCCUAUCCGAUCUAACAGAAAUGUCGCAAAACGGAAGGAAGUCUCAUCUGUCCUAUGCAUCCUCUAGAGAUCCUCCAUAUGUUACCAUCAUAUGCCAGAGGAAUCACUCGGACAGUUCGUCGGUGAAAAAGUCGGUUUUGCUGUGUGACAACAAGCUGCGUCUCGGGACCAUCCAGGAGCUCUUCUGUCUGUCGCUGGUGGAGAUGCAACUGGGCCCCUCUUGUUGGAUUACUCUGACAGCCGAUAACGAAGGCUUCAUCCCAUUGACAUUUUCGGCCAAUCAGGAACUCUUCAUCAGAGACGCCAGAGGGCCUCCAGCAUCACCCAUGAGCUCCGACGGAAUCGGUCCAGCACAGCCCCCCAGCAGCAUCACAUAAUGUGCGCUGUCCGCUCGGGGGGCUGUUCUGCUUUCCAUCUUACCGUAUGCACUGGGCUUGGGGGCUCCACCGCUCCACAGUAUCCUGUAAAUAUCCACUUAUAGGCAGCUUCAGAUUGUUGUAAGGAUUCCUUACUUACCUCCGGUGCUGACGGGAUAGGAUCCCGGUAUCUUGUGCAAUAUACGUCCUACAUUUCUAGGACUCCCAACGCCCUGGACCUCAAGAGUAAUACAUUGUAGGGUGUCCAGUACCAGACCCUUGAUGCUGCUGGAACAUCCAUAGAUUUUUAUCAGACGGUGAUGACAUAGAGAGAGAGACUUCCCGGUUAUCAUAGUGACGUGAUUGUGCCAGCGCGUUUCAGUAUUUGCAGUAUUUAUCGCUAGUAGUACUGGUGGACAUGCACGAGGAAUGUAUUUUUUGGUAAUGCAUGUUCCUGCCCUGAUCGUAUCUAUAGUAUGUGCGCGGCAUAUUAGAUACCUGCGGGACAAUCUUUGUUACCAUUGAAUGUAGAAAGUAAAGGCCACCAUGAUGUGGGCAGAGCCAGUGUUAUAUCCGUGUGUACGUGCUGACAGAUGUGCAUUUCAUUUGCAGUGAUGUCCAUGUAGUAGAGAGAUUCACCACCUAAAGGUUUUAUUAGAAAAAUCUAUGCAGGCUGAGAUAGGCUGAAGUCAGCUUCGGGUUAUGUCUGACAGGUUGGUUGCUAGGGACACACUACCUAACAACCAGUCAUUGAUGUAGGGUUGUCAAGCAGCACGUUCCUUUAACAAACUAUUCUCUAUCUCUUACUGUCGUAUUAACCAUAUUUCUGUAUAAAUUUUAGGUGGAGCACCUCUACGAGUCACUCGUGUCUGAUUGGUGGGGGACUGACCUUUGGGGCCCCCCUCUGACCCCUAGCCUUCUGUUUGACUGUAGCAGUGAAGACACAUGUGUGCUGCUGCUCCAUUCAACUCUAUGGGUCUGUCAGAGCUAGGUGAAAGCCUGUACUUGGCUAUAACUCCCGCCGUCUGAGAGAACAUAAUGGAGCGUCGGCGUCCAAUGGGGGAACACUGGCCUCCAUUCCAGUGAUUGACUGGGGUCCGACCCCCACCUGUCCUAUGGAUAGAGGAUAAGUUGUAAAGGUGUUUUCCGGGAUUUAGGAUAUUGAUGGCCCAUCCUGACGCCUUGAGAUUGGUAGCAUUCGAACUCUUGGCACCCAGCAGUUUGAAGGGCCCCUGUCACUUGUGCAUGUGCUGCGGCCUGUUCUUCAUUUACAUGGGGUCAUCUCUACCUAGUAGCAGCAGUGCAGGGUACCGCAGCUUCACCAUAUUCAUGGAAUGCAAUACUCUGCACCGCCGCUGUUAACCAGACCGUGCAGGUAGAUGACCCCCAUGUAAACUAUUAAGAUGCAGCUGAUCGAUGGGAGUGCAAAGAGUCCGACCGCCACCAACCUGAUAUAUCCUCCCAUUUAAACGGCACUGAUAAAGGAGGAAAGAAAUGUGAAAUUUUAUAUAAAAAAGUGGCUGGUUCUGGGAAGUCAGCUUUUUAUUUUGUUCCUUGAAUUUUUUUUCAAAGGAGGACAAAUUACCAAGCAAUUGCCAUGAAUAUACCCACUGCCAUUGCAGUCUACUCACUUUGGGCUAAAAUUUUUUUUUUUAAUUGGUCUUUAUUAAAACUUUUCAGCAGUUGUUGUCAUAAAGGGUUAAGUUUUAGCCUAGCUGUGAGCAUCUUACUUUCACUUUCUGAUUCUCUCUGAACUACUAACAGCUGCAGCUCAUGAAUGAGUCAUCUUCUUAUCAGCUGUCAGGAGAUCAGAGGUAAGGUUUCACAUAAGCUGUCAUCUGGACUCCCUGAAAGGAUACAGUGUAAAAAACGGGGCCUGCUACUAGAUAAUCUCAAGACUGUACAGAGAAAGGGGCUGACAUUAAAAAAAAAAAGACCAAUUGAAAAAAAAAAAAAAUUUGGGCUGAAAAUGAGUAUCAUGCAAUAAUUUUUUUUAAAGAUGUCCAUAGCCUUUAAAUCACUCCAUCUCCCUCCUGUUGUGCUUUUGGGAAGGAGGACUUGUCUGCCAUGAUUGGUAUAUUUGCCGAUGAGAUUAGUGUGGUGUAUUAUAUGUAUAGUAUAUGAAUAUUGAGUUAGUCCAUAAAGUUGCUUCUUUUAGUACAGGUUCUGUAGAUCUCAGGAAAAAAAAGGUUCUGCACUAUGUGUAUGACUGGCAUGCGUUAAAGGGGUUGUCUGGAUUAAAACCCAUUUGGCGCCCAUCUAUUAUCCCCAUCCAUGAACUGCUACAAAGACCUUGCUCUGGAGGACCGGCUCAAUUGUGCAUUAUAUGGAUCACCCCCAUUGAUGUCAGUAGGCACCACGUUAUGCCUCUUUUCACCUGCAGUGGCGCUGUAUGGGAAUUGAACACUUGCUUCUUGGUUCCACUGUUAAUUUCAGCUGAUUGCCAUGAAAUCACAGAGCUGGAGCAUUUAUUUUUAUGACCCUCUGUUGUGCUGUUCCGUUAUUAUUCCUGCUAGAACUUUUAUGAAUUACGGUCCAGCUGGUUGUUCCCAGUUGGAUUGGGGGGGGGGGGGGGGGGUGUCUGCACGGUCUGUCACUAUCCAAUCAGUGUCCGACUGUGCAGAGACUCACCCCCAACUUGAAACACCCAGCUGGCCUUUAUUCAUAAAUCUCUAGCAGGAAUAACAGAGGAACUGCACAACAUAGAUUUAUAAAUGUAGCUAGGUCAGCGCUAAAGCCUGCCCAUCAGAGCCGGUGACAUCACCAGCAACACUGCUAGGCGGAAGCCUUUAUCCAGCUUACCCAUGGAGAGCCCGGUAUGUCACUGGAUCUCUAAAAAAAUGGCUGAAUCGUGCAGGACAAAGGAGAGCAUCGGAGCAUUUCAUCAGGGGGGGGAUGUCUGGGUGAAAAUGGGGAUAUGUCCGGGUUCAGCUCUGGACCCGCACAACCCCUUGGAUGAAAGUUCAAAGAAAGAUCAUUAGCCGGAUAAAUCUACUGACCAUAGUUAAAUGUCACCUGACGAAUAUAUGCUUUAGUUUUGAUAAGCUUUUGUUCCUUUUUAUUCAACUUUAGGCGAAGGCCUCAUGCACACGACGGUAAUCAUUUUACGUUCCAUGUGCGUCCCGAAAAACGGACAAGAAUAGUGCAUGUUCUAUUUAAAAAAAAAAAAUAUUGCGGAAUGAACAUACAACUGCAGAUGGCGACAUGGGUGACAUCCAUGUGUUGUCUGCAUUUUUUGCGGCCCCGUAGAAAUGAAUGGGUCCCCAUGCGAUCCACAAGAAAUGCAGAUUGGUUGUGGACCGAAAAUACAGUAGUGUGCAUGAGGCCUACUGUGUAUUGCUACCUUCAUUGUCUGCUACACCCCUGCUAUUCAGAUCCACCAUCUAUGGUCUAUGGGUGCUGGCCGCUUCUCAUCUGGGGUUUAAUGUCAGGAGAAUGUGACGUCAUUGCAGGUCCUUUUGCAGGUCCUGCUGAAAGAAGAUAGAAGACACUGCGGCAGUGCGAUCAAGUGGACGAGGUGAGUCGUUUUUUUUACCCCUAAAUUGCCACAUUCUUUUGCAUUCUGUCUUAAGAAUGAUAUUAUUUUCUGUUAUAACGGAAAAUAAUAAAAUGACCUGAACACCGAACUCAAACCCGGAGUUCAGUGGAAAAGUCUGGGUUUGCAGUUCGGGUUCGCUCAUCCCUACAGGAGAAAGGUACACGAUAGAUGAUUUACUGUCCCCCUGAGAUUAUCAGUGUCAGAGGUGUCCGGCAGCUUCUCAUCCCCCCUCCUCUAUAUAAUUAACAUGCACAUUUGGGUAAGGCCUCAUGCACACAACCGUUAUUCAGUUUUUCGUGAUUUUCUGCGAACCCAUUGACUUUCAAUGGGUCCGUUGACCGUUUGUCAUCCGCGUCCGUGGUU
Messenger RNA from Bufo gargarizans (Asiatic toad), 7267 nucleotides. Its product is annotated as WD repeat and coiled-coil-containing protein-like. The record is from RefSeq and is a predicted model, not a curated record. Bases 1231 to 3387 code for a protein of 718 amino acids. NCBI's taxonomy places the organism in Eukaryota, Metazoa, Chordata, Amphibia, Anura, Bufonidae. The transcript is spliced from 6 exons. Gene Ontology annotation, molecular function: kinase binding.